GUUCUGCUGAGGGAGGGAAUAAAGGGUGCUGGGGUGGGCGCCCCGGCCCUGUCUGUAACCGAUAACUCGUCAACAUUCCAUAUGUCUACUUCACGCAAAAUGGCGCAAGCAGAGGUGCCUGCCUGGCAGGAACAAGCGUUGCGCUUUCGCACAGUUCGCGAUGCUUCUAUGUCCACAAUCAACACUCAGUUGCCCGACUUGUCCGGUGACAAACAGUUAGCCCGGGUUAUCGGCGUUCCACGUCUCCAUCUUACUCAAGCAGAAGUCCAUCUCACAGAAAGUGCUCCGGAGGUCCUAGUGAGGUCGCUCGCAGUCGGCAGAGUGACAGCCAAAGAGGUUGUUCUUGCCUUUCUCCGACGUGCUGCUAUUGCGCAGAAGCUGGCAAAUUGUGUAUACGAGCUUCUGCCAGAUCGUGCCGUGGAACGGGCACAAGAGCUUGACGACUACUUGGCCCAGAACGGAAAGCCUUCCGGGCCGCUCCAUGGACUGCCCAUCAGCGUGAAGGAGCACAUAAGCGUUGCUGGGCGUGAUAAUACCGCCGGAUUCGUUGGGUGGAUUGGCAACACAAGCAGAGAUGACGCGAGCAUCAUCAAGAUAUUGCUGGACGCUGGCGCAGUCAUAUACGCCAGAACCACUGAGCCGCAAGGCCUGAUGGCGAUCGAGACAGGAAGCAAUAUUACAGGUGUCACCGUGAACCCUCAUAAUCGUGCUCUCACGUGUGGCGGCUCGUCUGGCGGAGAGGCAGCUCUGCUGGCACUACGUGGGAGCCCGCUCGGGAUAGGGUCAGAUAUUGGUGGCAGCAUUCGCUUGCCAGCAGCGCAUUGUGGGCUAUAUGGAUUCAAGCCAUCGUCAGGUCGGCUUCCAUUAAUGGGAGUGGAAGCUUUUUGCACAGGUUCCGAUACAAUCGCACCAAGCAUCGGCCCUCUAUCUCCUACCCUUGAAGGCAUCAAAUUGUUCAUGGACACUGUUUUGAUGUCAAAGCCAUGGCAAAAUGAUCCGUUUAUUCAUCCUUUACCGUGGCAAAGUCGAGCCGAUCACCUCCGUCAGCGAGGGAAAGUGACCUUGGUCGUGGGAGUGAUGUGGACAGAUGACGUCGUCCAGCCUGCCCCUCCCAUAAAAAGAGCGCUCCUGGAAGUUGUGGAUAAACUGAAGUCUACACCAGGUGUUGAGGUAAUAGACUGGAAGCCCUUCCAGCAAACGGAUGCUCUGGAGAUCCUAAAGCGACUGUAUCACCCAGAUGGGGGUAAAGCGUUCUUUGAGAACCUCGCUCUGUCCGGCGAGCCCAUCUUGCCCUUGCCCGCCUGGGCCGUUCGCGACGAACCUGGAAUCGAGCCACUUAGCAUCAAAGGAGUCUGGGAGUGGACCAAAAAACGCGAUCAGUUUCGCCACUCGUAUUUUCAGGCAUGGAAAACAAUCGCACCGGAUAUGGAUGUCAUUCUCUGCCCCGCGUGCCCUAUGCCAGCUCCAGUCCACAACACUUCGAGGUACUGGGGCUACACAUCGCUCUGGAACCUCUUGGAUUACCCAGCAAUCACUUUUCCUGUCACCAGAAUUGACCCUGAGAAGGACGGUCAGGAUCUUGAUUAUGUUCCCAAGAACGACUCCGACAGGUGGUGUUAUGACAACUAUGACGUCCACGAACGGAAGUAUGCGCCGGUUUCGUUACAGUUGGUAGCGCGGAGGCUAGAAGAUGAGAAGCUUCUACAAGCUGCAGAGAAGAUCCAGCAGGAGAUUGGGCUGCCUUUCGUGGAUUGUCUGGCCUAGAAUAUCAGCCUACCGUGGAUUACCGAGCACCAUGUACCGACGGUAGUCAGACGCCCAAACAUGCUAGAUAUACACAACGAAACACGACGAGCAAAAGAGAAAUAGCCGAAAUCGGCGCGGCGCAGCCCCUGAAGUGUAACACUCUGUCUCGUGACCCAACCGGGUGGGCGGUGCGGUUGCCUCAUUAGACUGAUGGACAGCCGCGAGGAGUCUCGCGUGGGCAGGCGAAAGAUGCGUUCUUUCGAGCUCUGGUCGGUCGAAACGCCAAGAUCGCCAAGGUCAUGGCGGGCAUCGACAACUUGGCGCGCGGGGAAGAUGCAAUGCUCAGGAGAAAGACCCUGGACAUGUGCUGCUUCUCUCUAGCGACAUGUGCCACACACCACGGCAGGCAGCUCACGCGAUUUGUUUACGACUACACCACACCAUCAAUUCCUGGACCAUGGAAGUAACUCGCAUGAGAGCCCUGUCAACUCGUCGACUAGAGGGGCACAGCAGGAUGCGGCACGCCUAGGUUUCACCGACCGGGCCCGCCAAAGAGUUCCGCGACAAUGCGCCCACGCGAAGGGCGGUCCGGCCUAGUGAGCAUGCGUACUAUCCUACAUUCUGCGAAGUUCGUGCUCGAAGGCGACAAAAGUGCGCGCACGCGCGAUCUACUCUGCAUCUGGGCCCGUACUGGGGAAGCGCUCAUCCUCGGCGAUGAGUCGGUGAAGCGUCAACUCCUCGGAUGUUUGACCUGCCUGGUGAAAUGACUACCCGACUGCGCCGCCGGUCAUGGCCGAGGGACGUUUCGGCACGUCGGGGGAUGCUGUGUCACCACGCGGCCGGGUCUCUCCCGAGGCUGACUUAUAUUGGGUAGUAUUCCGUACAGGUUUCGCUCGGGGAAGGUGGUUCCCUUCGUGCAUGGUGGUGCAGUAUCGGCUGGGAUGAUGAAUAGGGUCAUGGUGCUGAGGUAGCGUCGGGACUGGAG
Molecule: messenger RNA, 2731 nt
Organism: Purpureocillium takamizusanense
Lineage: Eukaryota; Fungi; Ascomycota; Sordariomycetes; Hypocreales; Ophiocordycipitaceae
Product: Amidase
Exons: 6
Coding region: 82-1764 (560 amino acids)
Source: RefSeq, a predicted model, not a curated record